UCUUCUGCGUUGGGUCCAUUCGAUCGAUCUCCUUCCCAACCAUAUCGACCGUGGUCUUCUCCUUCCUCCUCCUCCUCCUCCUCCUCCUCCUCCUUUCUCUCUCUAGAAAUUUCACUUUGCUUACUUUCCUUCUGCACAUCUCUCUCUCUCUCUCUCUCUCUCUCUCUCUCUCUCUCUCUCUCGUCUUCAAAAACCUGCGCACCGCGUUUCCAAGUCCUUUUUCAUGGAUUCUCUACGCGUCAUCCCACGAGUUCCACUCCAUUGAUUUUCCCCCUUAUCUAGUCGACACCAUAUAUAACCACGCCCCCACCUACUGAAGCUAUAGCUUCACUUGUGUUGUGUUGUCUUGUGUUCUCCAUUGGCGACCGAAGACGAGAUGAAGGGCCUCGCCAAGCACGAGCGCCGGUGGGCGUCGGACACCGUCCCCGGGAAGUCUCCGGCGAGCGGCGGCACCUCGCCGGCGGGCACGGAGUCCAGCUCGGGCGAGGAGCUCGUCGAGGUGACGCUCGACCUGCAGGACGACGACACGAUCGUUCUCCGGAGCGUCGAGCCCGCGACGGCCGCGUCGGCGUUGGUGAUCAGCAUCGACGAUGACGACGGCGGCGGCGGCGGCAGCAGCGGCGGCGGGACCCCGCGCUCCGCGUCGGCCUCGUGCCCAUCGCGGUCGCCGACGAUGCGCCGCAGCUCGUCGAGCCUGCUCCGGCAGUUCUCGCAGGAGCUCAAGGCGGAGGCUGUGGCGAAGGCGCGGCAGUUCUCGCAGGAGCUCAAGGCGGAGCUGCGGCGGUUCUCGUGGAGCCACGGCCACGCGUCCCGCGUGCUCUCGGCGUCCACGUCGUCGGCUGGCCAGAAUGCCGGCGGGUUUGACGUGGCCCUGACGGCCCGGGCCCUGCGGAAGCAGCGCGCGCAGCUUGACCGGAACCGCUCGGGCGCGCAGAAGGCGCUGCGUGGGUUAAGGUUCAUCAGCAACGGCAAGACCACCGGCAACGUCGAUGCAUGGAACGAAGUUCAGGCCAGCUUCGAUAAGCUUGCCAAGGACGGCUAUCUCUUUCGUCAAGAUUUCGCACAAUGCAUAGGGAUGAGAGAUUCGAAGGAGUUUGCUUUAGAGCUGUUCGAUGCAUUGGGAAGGAGGAGGAGAAUGACGGUCGACAAGAUCAGCAAAGACGAGCUCUACGAGUUUUGGUCUCAGAUCACUGAUCAGAGCUUCGAUUCCCGUCUCCAGAUCUUCUUCGACAUGGUAGACAAGAAUGAAGACGGUCGAAUCACGGAAGAAGAAGUAAAGGAGAUCAUAAUGCUGAGCGCUUCGGCGAAUAGAUUAUCGAGGUUGAAGGAGCAGGCGGAGGAGUACGCAGCUCUGAUCAUGGAGGAACUGGAUCCAGAGCGGCUCGGCUACAUCGAGCUAUGGCAACUAGAGACGCUGCUGCUGCAGAAGGACACAUACCUCAACUACAGCCAGGCGCUGAGCUACACAAGCCAAGCUCUGAGCCAGAACCUACAGGGCCUGAGGAGGAGGAGCCCCAUCAGGAGACUGAGUACCAAGUGUUUGUACUAUCUAGAAGAGAAUUGGAGGAGGAUUUGGGUUGUAAUGUUGUGGAUCAUGAUCAUGAUCGGCCUCUUCACUUGGAAAUUCUUGCAGUACAGGCAGAAGGCUGCCUUCCAAGUCAUGGGCUAUUGCCUCCUCACAGCGAAAGGCGCUGCCGAGACACUCAAGCUCAACAUGGCUCUCAUCCUGCUGCCCGUGUGCCGGAACACCAUCACCUGGCUCCGGUCCACCAAGGUCGGCCUCUUCAUACCCUUCGAUGACAACAUCAACUUUCACAAGACGAUUGCUGCCGCUAUUGUAGUCGGUGUCAUCCUCCAUGUGGGUGACCAUCUUGCGUGCGACUUCGUGAGGCUCGAACAUGCGUCUAUGUCAGAUUACAGUAGCUACUUGAAGGAUGAUUUCGGAAAUCCGAAGCCGACGUACUUUGAUCUUGUCAAGGGACCUGAAGGCGUAACUGGGAUCCUCAUGGUGAUCUUGAUGGCAAUAGCCUUCACAUUAGCCACCCGAUGGUUCCGGCGAAGCCUCGUCAAAUUCCCGAAACCCUUCGACCGGCUCACUGGCUUCAACGCAUUUUGGUACUCGCACCACCUGUUUGUACUUGUCUAUAUCCUUCUCAUCAUUCACGGAGUCUUCCUUUACCUCGUUCACCUCUGGUACCGCAAGACGACGUGGAUGUAUCUUGCCGUUCCUGUAUUGCUCUAUGCCGGAGAAAGGACCCUGAGAUUCUUCAGGUCUGGAAUGUACACAGUCCGACUGCUCAAGGUUGCGAUCUACCCUGGAAAUGUCUUGACGUUAAAGAUGUCGAAGCCUCCCCAAUUUAAAUACAAAAGUGGGCAGUACAUGUUCGUCCAGUGUCCUGCGGUUUCUCCAUUCGAGUGGCACCCGUUUUCGAUAACCUCAGCUCCUGGUGAUGACUACCUCAGUGUUCAUAUCCGUCAACUAGGCGACUGGACGCGAGAGCUCAAAAGGGUGUUUGCCGAGGCUUGCGAGCCUCCCGUUGCGGGAAAGAGUGGCCUCCUCAGGGCUGAUGAAACAACCAAGAAAAGUUUGCCGAAGCUCUGCAUAGACGGCCCAUAUGGCGCUCCAGCACAAGACUACAAAAAAUACGAUGUGUUGCUGCUGGUUGGUCUCGGAAUUGGGGCAACGCCUUUCAUUAGUAUCCUCAAAGAUUUAAUCAACAACAUUGUCAGAAGCGAGGAACAAGCAGACUCGGUCACAGAUAUCAGUAGGAACUCGGAUUUAAGCAUCGGGAGCGUUGACUCUCCCGGCCCGAACCGGGUUUCCCCGAGGCGCAGGAAAACUCUGAAGACCACAAAUGCUUACUUCUACUGGGUGACCAGAGAACAAGGGUCAUUCGAUUGGUUCAAAGGGGUCAUGAAUGAGGUCGCAGAGCUUGAUCAAAGGGGGGUGAUUGAGAUGCACAAUUACUUGACCAGCGUGUACGAGGAAGGUGAUGCAAGGUCUGCUCUCAUCACUAUGGUCCAAGCUCUUAAUCAUGCCAAGAAUGGGGUAGACAUUGUUUCUGGAACAAGGGUAAGGACUCAUUUUGCAAGACCCAAUUGGAAGAAGGCUCUCACAAAACUAUGCUCCAAGCACAGUGGUGCAAGAAUAGGUGUUUUCUACUGUGGAGCACCUGUUUUGGCCAAAGAGCUGAGCAAGCUCUGCUACGAGUUCAACCAGAAAGGUCCCACCAAAUUCGACUUCCACAAGGAGCAUUUCUAGACUAAUUUUGGCUUCUCGAAAUCCCCUUUAUUAGCUUUCAAACACCUUCUUCAUUCCACCCAAAGAGAGUCAAGAAACUCUUCUUCUUCUUCCUUUUUUUUGUGUCUCGAGAUUAAUUUCAACUGUAAGGAGGCCUGAAGAUUCUGUACAGAGAAUUGGGUAGAGAAGAGAGAAACCAACAAGUUAGAGCCAGUACAGUCACUGUAAUUACUUACAAUAUAUAGUUGUAGGACCCCAGAGAUGAAAAAAAACAUAGAAUAAAAGGGAAAGGGAAAGCCGGUCACUCCACAUCAUGCACGUGGCUACAGCGCGGAGGAGGAAGGUGGGCGGCGGCCCAGAACGACGUUGCGGGACAGCUGCAAAAGGGUCAGGUUGACCUCAGCAGCAGCAGGCCUUUGACAGUGAAACGGCAGUGCGUUUCAUGAUUGGGCUGCACGUUCAUUCAUGGGUGGGGUUUAGGACAGUGACCCUUUUUUAUUUUGUCUACCUAAGUGUAUGGGCCUAAGUAUAUAUAAAAAUAUAUUAUAUAUUUUCCA
This is a messenger RNA of Syzygium oleosum, 3798 nucleotides long. Its product is annotated as respiratory burst oxidase homolog protein A. Gene Ontology annotation, molecular function: peroxidase activity; NAD(P)H oxidase H2O2-forming activity; calcium ion binding. Bases 377 to 3262 code for a protein of 961 amino acids. Lineage: Eukaryota; Viridiplantae; Streptophyta; Magnoliopsida; Myrtales; Myrtaceae. Gene Ontology annotation, cellular component: plasma membrane. The transcript has 14 exons. The record is from RefSeq and is a predicted model, not a curated record.